Molecule: messenger RNA, 795 nt
Organism: Vigna unguiculata (cowpea)
Lineage: Eukaryota; Viridiplantae; Streptophyta; Magnoliopsida; Fabales; Fabaceae
Source: RefSeq, a predicted model, not a curated record
AUGUCGUUGGUGGGCAAGCUUUGGGUUUGUGCAAUGGUGGAAAGUGUUGGUGGGAAGUGGUUCUUCUUAAUUUUCAUGGAAAGGAGGCAUUUUUCCACUACUGUAGUUAGUGGUGUGGAUAAUGCAAGAGCGGCAUUUGCUUUGGUUGAUCGGAAAGUUGUUGGGAGGCAAAGAAAGGGGGCGAAAAUGUGGCUCACUUUUGCGAUUAAAGUUCGUCGUAAAGAAAAGGGCAAGCUUGUGCAUUUCGUUGCUUACUUGCUCAUCGCCAUUAAAGCUCACUUGCUCAAGGAAGCUUGUUGUAAAGGAAAAUGUUUCUCUCGUGCUUGUGGCAAAAAGGGGGACAACGAACUUGCACUCGUGGCAAAAAGGGAGAAAAUGAAAUGGGUUGGUGGUGGUGGUAGUGGUGGUGGUAGUUCUUGUGGUAGUAAUGGUCAUGGUGGUGGUGGUGUUGGUUAUGGUGGGGACUUGAUGGUGGUGGUGGACAUGGUGACAGUGGUGGUGGUAGGUGGUGGUGGGUGGUGGUGCAUGGGACGUGUUGGUGGUGGUAGUUGUAGUGUCAGUGGUUGUCGUGAUAGUGGCGGUGGAAAUGAUGGUGGGCGUGGUGGUGGUUGUGGUAGUGACCAUGGUGUUGGCAGUGGCGGUGAUAGUCAUGGUCCUGAGGGUAGUGGUGGUAGUAACUGUGGUAAUGGUAGUAGUAGUGACUGUAGUAGUGGUGUUGGUGACCGUGCCAGAGGUGACGAUUUUGGUGGUGGUGGUGACGAUUGUGGGGGUGGUGAGUUUUGGCCGUGGUCAUGA